Molecule: messenger RNA, 2508 nt
Organism: Cladophialophora psammophila CBS 110553
Lineage: Eukaryota; Fungi; Ascomycota; Eurotiomycetes; Chaetothyriales; Herpotrichiellaceae
Product: vesicle-fusing ATPase
Exons: 2
Coding region: 1-2508 (835 amino acids)
Biological process (GO): intra-Golgi vesicle-mediated transport; SNARE complex disassembly; Golgi to plasma membrane protein transport
Cellular component (GO): Golgi stack
Molecular function (GO): ATP binding; ATP hydrolysis activity
Source: RefSeq, a predicted model, not a curated record
AUGUCCUUUCUUAAUAGAAACAACUUGUUUGGUUCUGGGCAACCUCCUCAGCGCGACCCAUAUGGCCAGCAACCACCCCCGAAUCGAGGAGGGCGACCUUCUUAUCCUCCAGGGGGCGGCGGCGGCUACGACACACACAUGAAUGGUUACGACUCUCCUCGACCAGGAUAUGGCAGUCCUGGCCUGCCAGCGAGAAACAUGCCUCCACGUCCGAUGGGCCACCGGCAAAGUCCCAGUCGAGGCGCCCCUACAAGAGGUCCGAGUGCUGUCAUGACCUUACAACCUGCAAAAUCCCCGGACAAUUCGUAUACGUUCCGCAACCUCGUGGCAGUUUCCUCGCAGGACGUUCCUCCUUCUUACGAUGGCACCGACGUCUUCCUGCUUAUCAACGGCGUGUAUGUCGUCUCAGCUCGACCUCUCGAUGCGUUUCCACGAGGCAGUAUUGGUCUCUCGGAACCUCAACGGUCUUGGAUGGGUGUAGCCUUGACAGAUCUACUGCAGGCAGAAGUCUAUGACCCAUUCAGCCAAGGGAGCCACGCAUACAUUGGCUCGAUGGAUAUCGAAAUCGGCUUUGCCAGUACGCGGAAAACCACAGACACACCGUACGAUCAGGAUGAUCUAGCCAGAGAGAUUACCAAAUUGUUUAACAGUCAAAUGUUCGCCCCGGGUCAGCGAUUCCUUAUGGACCUCAGAAGCAUUCCCCUGAACCUCACAGUCAAGACAGUACAACUGGCAGACUUGAGUGAGAAGUCUGCGCCCACCACGUCUGAUCCUCAUGCGCGAGGUAUUUUGACACCUCAAACCCAAAUCAACUUUUUCAAGGACGGGAAGACACCUAUAAAUCUGAAGGCAUCCUCCCGUCGGCCUGCAGCCAAUUCCAUCAUUGCUCCCGACUUUAAAUUUGAGGAUAUGGGCAUUGGUGGUCUGGAUGCCGAGUUCGUUACCAUCUUCCGAAGGGCAUUCGCCUCGCGCGUCUUCCCUCCUGGGCUUGUGGAGAAGCUGGGUAUCCAGCACGUGAAGGGCAUCUUACUAUACGGUCCUCCGGGCACGGGCAAAACAUUGAUUGCACGACAAAUUGGCAAGAUGCUCAAUGCGAGAGAACCAAAAGUCAUUAAUGGUCCUGAAGUGCUGAACAAGUAUGUCGGCCAGUCGGAAGAAAAUAUCCGGAAACUUUUCGCCGAUGCGGAAAAGGAAUAUAAAGAAAAGGGAGACGAAUCCGGCCUUCAUAUCAUCAUUUUUGACGAAUUGGAUGCUGUCUGUAAGCAAAGAGGCAGCGGGGCCGCCGGCGGCACAGGUGUGGGAGACAGUGUGGUCAACCAGCUACUCUCCAAGCUCGAUGGCGUAGAUCAGUUAAACAACAUCCUCCUGAUCGGCAUGACGAACCGGAAAGAUAUGAUUGAUGAUGCUCUUCUGCGACCCGGGCGUCUUGAGCUACAUAUGGAAAUCGCCCUACCAGACGAACAUGGCCGCGCGCAAAUUCUGAAGAUCCACACGCAAAAGAUGCGCGACAACCAGGUGCUCGACCCGGACGUCGACCUUCUGGAACUCGCUCACAAGACCAAGAACUUUUCAGGUGCCGAGAUUGGCGGUUUGGUCAAAUCGGCCACGUCGUUUGCCUUUUCGCGACAUAUCAAGGUGGGUACGAUGGCGGGCAUCACAGAUGACGUGGCGGACAUGAAAGUGAAGCGUGCGGACUUCGAAAACGCUCUAGAAGAAGUGAAACCGGCCUUUGGCGUGUCUGAAGAGGAGCUUUCGUAUUGCCUCCGGGGAGGUGUCAUUCACUUUUCUCAGUAUAUCAAGGACGUGCUGGACGAAGGGAAACUCUUCGUGGAACAGGUGCGCAACCCUAAAUCUACGCCACUGUUCUCGGUGUGCCUCCACGGGCCCCCUGGUUGCGGGAAGACGGCCCUUGCAGCCAAGAUCGCCAUUGACAGCGGAUACCCGUUCAUCAAACUGAUCAGCAACAAGGAUACGUUGGAAAUGUCCGAAUCCCAGAAAAUCUCAUACCUGAGCAGGGUAUUCAUGGAUGCAUACAAAUCGCCGAUGUCUUGUGUGGUCCUGGACGAUAUUGAAGAAUACACCGAGUGGACGCCCAUCGGCCCUCGAUUUUCCAACCCCAUAUUGAAAACCUUGGUGGCGCUAUUGCGCAAAGCACCUCCGCCGGGGCGAAGUCUACUUAUAAUUGUGACGGCAACGGAACGCUCGGUCCUGCAACAGCUGGAUUUCUGGCGGCACUUUAACAGCGACGUACCCGUCGCCAACGUGCGCACUUACGACGAACUGGAAUUCGUCAUGGACGAAUCCAAAGCAUUCGAAGUCGGGGAGGCAUCAAGGGCGAUAGCGGAAAUCCGGGAUAUUACACGCAGUGAGGUUGUGGGAGUGGGAAUCAAGCAUGUGCUACAGGCAAUUGAGACGGCGAAGUUUGACGCCGAUCGUGUCACUCGGUUUGCAGGGACUUUGAGUAGGGUCAUUGCUGAACGAGGGGAGGGAAGUGGUGGGUUUCGCUAA